AAGAAGAUGUGCUCAGCAGCGCAGGCCUGCUGGAGCUGCAGUGCUGAAGAAAAGAACGAUGUCUUGUUGCAAGCCGUCUCCUGCUCCUGCUGUCCACUUUCCUUCAGAACUCAAAUUAACUUGCACAAACACAUCAGGAUAUGGUGUUGAGAAGAAUUCAAUGCUGAAAUCAGGAGAGAUUAAAACUGAGGAUAUGGCAUCCAGAAUAAGCUCCAUUACCGAGCAAAUGUCCUCUGGUGUUUUCCACGCUGAUAUGCUUCAGAGACAAAUGCAGUCGAAUACAGGCAAGGAGAGAACUCACCGCUGUUCAGAGUGUGGAAAGAGUUUUACUUUACAGUAUAAUCUCCAAAGACACAAGCGUAUUCACUCAGAGAAACCGUACUACUGCUCGGUAUGUGGGAAAAAUUUUACUCUUCAGAAUAGUCUCCAUAUACACCAGCGCAUUCACACAGGAGAGAGACCAUAUGACUGUCCAGUGUGCGGGAAAUGUUUUAAUCAACACACUAGUCUUCGCAUCCAUCAGCGCAUUCACACAGGAGAGAGGCCGUAUUCCUGCUCAGCAUGUGGGAAAUGUUUUAAUCAGCGGACGAGUCUUCGGAUACACCGGCGCAUUCACACAAGAGAGAAGCCGUAUGACUGCACAACAUGUGGAAAGAGUUUUAGUCAACAGGGUCAUCUCCGGCUACACCAACGGAUUCACACAGGAGAGAAACCAUAUCACUGCCCAGAGUGUGGAAGGAGCUUUAACCAGCAGAGUCACCUCCAUGUACACCUGCAAAUUCACAUAGGAGAAAAACAGUAUCACUGUUCAGAGUGCGGGAAGAACUUUAACCGACAGACUAAUCUCCGAAGACACCAGCGCAUUCACACAGGAGAGAUGCCGUAUUACUGCUCCGAAUGUGGGCGCAGUUUCAGGCAUUCAAGUACUUUAAAGUCACACAAAUGUGUUAAGAAGAAGGAAGAAACUUGUGAUGUGUGUUUGUCACCAUAAUUUUUCUCUAUUAUUUUCUUUAGGUUAACAAGAAUCAUCUGUUUUUCAUAGUUAUUUUGUUAAACAUCUUCUAAUGAAGGUAGUUGUUAACAAGAGGUCCUGACUUUCUCUACACACUUAAAAGAUGGUUCUUCAAGGGUUAUCUAGUAAAGAGAAGGGUUGGGUUUAGAACCAGGAGUUCUAUAUAGAACCAAUUCAUGCAUAAAUGGUUCUUUGUAUGGUGAAAUGGUUCUUCAGAGUGAUGGAGAAUGUGUUGUAAUUGGUUCUAUAUGGAA
Colossoma macropomum (tambaqui) is the source of this 1266-nucleotide messenger RNA. RefSeq names its product zinc finger protein 239-like. Gene Ontology annotation, biological process: regulation of cytokine production; negative regulation of transcription by RNA polymerase II; regulation of immune system process. The record is from RefSeq and is a predicted model, not a curated record. The transcript is spliced from 2 exons. The coding region runs from base 59 to 991 and encodes 310 amino acids. NCBI's taxonomy places the organism in Eukaryota, Metazoa, Chordata, Actinopteri, Characiformes, Serrasalmidae.